AUGGUGUUUCUAAGACUUGUUCGUCGCUUUGCAAACGUUAUGCACAUCCCCAAAAUUCCAAAAGACAUUUAUGGAGCCCCAGUAGAUCCUAAUCUACCUCAUCAAUCUAGCAAACUGACCCAUCUCUCAAAUGGUGAAGAGUGGGUACAUAAAAUUCCUCCAAUCAUAGUCGAUGAUGAUGUUGUUCGCUGUGGAGGGGUCAAGACUGUAGGCUUAGGGCAUCCUGUGGUGUACAUCAAGUUAGACAAGAGAAAACAAGGCCAAGUUGAAAAAUGCAAGUGGUGUGGGUUACGCUAUCAAAAGAACCCAGCUCUUAUCCACCAUCAUCAUGAACAUUAA
Blepharisma stoltei is the source of this 339-nucleotide messenger RNA. NCBI's taxonomy places the organism in Eukaryota, Ciliophora, Heterotrichea, Heterotrichida, Blepharismidae. The record is from the annotation of a GenBank genome assembly.